This is a messenger RNA of Otolemur garnettii (small-eared galago), 4584 nucleotides long. It is a transcript of the gene MAP4K4, whose product is annotated as mitogen-activated protein kinase kinase kinase kinase 4. NCBI's taxonomy places the organism in Eukaryota, Metazoa, Chordata, Mammalia, Primates, Galagidae. Bases 172 to 4338 code for a protein of 1388 amino acids. The record is from RefSeq and is a predicted model, not a curated record. The transcript has 33 exons. Gene Ontology annotation, molecular function: ATP binding; protein kinase activity. Gene Ontology annotation, biological process: protein phosphorylation.
GCCGGAGAGCGCGGCCGAGCCCGCCGCCGCCGUCCCCGGGCCCCCGAGGAGAGAGUCCCGGCUCGGCUGCCGCGCGAGCAGCGCCUUCGGCGGCCCGGCCUGCGGCUGAGAUACACAGAGCAAUAGAGAUAUUUAUUGUUAUUAUUUGCUUUUUUGGUGGCAAAAGGGAAAAUGGCGAACGACUCCCCUGCAAAAAGUCUGGUGGACAUCGACCUGUCCUCCCUGCGGGAUCCUGCUGGGAUUUUUGAGCUGGUGGAAGUGGUUGGAAAUGGCACCUAUGGACAAGUCUAUAAGGGCCGGCAUGUUAAAACGGGUCAGUUGGCAGCCAUCAAAGUUAUGGAUGUCACUGAGGAUGAAGAGGAAGAAAUCAAACUGGAGAUAAAUAUGCUGAAAAAGUAUUCUCAUCAUAGAAACAUUGCAACAUACUACGGUGCUUUCAUUAAAAAGAGCCCUCCAGGACACGAUGACCAGCUCUGGCUUGUUAUGGAGUUCUGUGGGGCUGGAUCCAUUACGGACCUUGUGAAGAACACCAAAGGGAACACACUCAAAGAAGACUGGAUCGCUUACAUCUCCAGGGAAAUCCUGAGGGGAUUGGCACAUCUUCACAUUCACCAUGUGAUCCACCGGGACAUCAAGGGCCAGAAUGUAUUGCUGACUGAGAAUGCAGAGGUGAAACUUGUUGAUUUUGGUGUGAGUGCACAGCUGGACAGGACGGUAGGGCGGAGAAACACAUUCAUAGGCACUCCCUACUGGAUGGCUCCCGAGGUCAUUGCCUGUGAUGAGAACCCAGAUGCCACCUAUGACUACAGGAGUGACCUUUGGUCUUGUGGCAUUACAGCCAUUGAGAUGGCAGAAGGUGCUCCCCCUCUCUGUGACAUGCAUCCAAUGAGAGCACUGUUUCUCAUUCCCAGAAACCCUCCUCCCCGGCUGAAGUCAAAAAAAUGGUCAAAGAAAUUUUUUAGUUUUAUAGAAGGGUGCCUGGUGAAGAACUACAUGCAGCGGCCCUCCACAGAGCAGCUUUUAAAACAUCCCUUUAUAAGGGACCAACCAAAUGAAAGGCAAGUUAGAAUCCAGCUUAAGGAUCAUAUAGAUCGGACGAGAAAGAAGAGAGGAGAAAAAGAUGAAACUGAGUAUGAGUACAGUGGGAGUGAGGAGGAAGAGGAGGAAGUGCCUGAACAGGAAGGAGAGCCAAGUUCCAUUGUUAACGUGCCUGGUGAGUCUACUCUUCGUCGGGAUUUCCUGAGGCUGCAGCAGGAGAACAAGGAACGUUCUGAGGCUCUUCGGAGACAACAGUUACUGCAGGAGCAACAGCUCCGGGAGCAGGAGGAAUAUAAAAGGCAGCUGCUAGCCGAGAGACAGAAACGGAUCGAGCAGCAGAAAGAACAGAGGCGGCGGCUGGAAGAGCAACAAAGGAGAGAGCGUGAAGCUAGAAGGCAGCAAGAACGUGAACAGCGAAGGCGAGAACAAGAAGAAAAGAGGCGUCUGGAGGAAUUGGAGAGAAGGCGCAAAGAGGAAGAAGAGAGGAGACGGGCAGAGGAGGAAAAGAGGAGAGUUGAGAGAGAGCAGGAGUAUAUCAGGCGACAGCUAGAAGAGGAGCAGCGGCACUUGGAAAUCCUUCAGCAGCAGCUGCUCCAGGAGCAGGCCAUGUUACUGGAGUGCCGAUGGCGGGAGAUGGAGGAGCACCGGCAGGCAGAGAGGCUCCAGAGGCAGUUGCAACAAGAACAAGCAUAUCUCCUGUCUCUACAGCACGACCACAGGAGGCCACACCCGCAGCAGCAGCCACCGCCACAGCAGGAGAGGAGCAAGCCAAGCUAUCACGUUCCUGAGCCCAAACCCCACUACGAGCCUGUGGACAGAGCUCGAGAGGUGGAAGAUAGAUUUAGGAAAACUAACCACAGCUCCCCUGAAGCCCAGUCUAAGCAGACAGGCAGAGUAUUGGAGCCACCAGUGCCUUCCCGAUCAGAGUCUUUUUCCAAUGGCAACUCCGAGUCUGUGCAUCCCGCGCUGCAGAGACCAGCGGAGCCACAGUGGUCCCACCUGGCAUCUCUCAAGAACAAUGUUUCCCCUGUCUCGCGAUCCCAUUCCUUCAGUGACCCUUCUCCUCCCAAAUUUGCACACCACCAUCUUCGUUCUCAGGACCCAUGUCCACCUUCCCGCAGUGAGGUGCUCAGUCAGAGCUCUGACUCUAAGUUGGAGGCGCCUGACCCCACCCAAAAGGCUUGGUCUAGAUCAGACAGUGACGAGGUGCCUCCAAGGGUUCCUGUGAGAACAACAUCUCGUUCCCCUGUUCUAUCCCGUCGGGAUUCCCCACUGCAGGGCAGUGGACAACAAAAUAGCCAAGCAGGACAAAGAAACUCCACCAGCAGUAUUGAGCCCAGGCUUCUGUGGGAGCGAGUGGAGAAGCUGGUGCCCAGACCUGGCAGUGGUAGCUCCUCAGGGUCCAGCAAUUCAGGAUCCCAACCUGGGUCUCACCCUGGGUCUCAGAGUGGCUCCGGGGAACGCUUCAGAGUGAGAUCAUCAUCCAAGUCUGAGGGCUCUCCAUCUCAGCGCCUUGAAAAUGCAGUGAAAAAACCUGAAGACAAAAAAGAAGUUUUUAGACCUCUCAAGCCUGCUGGCGAAGUGGAUUUAACUGCACUGGCCAAAGAGCUUCGAGCAGUAGAAGAUGUGCGGCCCCCUCACAAAGUGACAGACUACUCCUCGUCCAGUGAGGAGUCGGGGACAACAGACGAGGAGGACGAUGACGUGGAACAAGAAGGGGCUGAUGAGUCCACCUCGGGACCAGAGGACACCAGAGCAGCGUCAUCUCUGAAUUUGAGCAAUGGUGAAACAGAAUCUGUGAAAACCAUGAUUGUCCAUGAUGAUGUAGAAAGUGAGCCCGCCAUGACGCCAUCUAAGGAGGGCACUCUGAUCGUCCGCCAGAGUACAGUUGACCAAAAGCGUGCCAGCCAUCAUGAGAGCAAUGGCUUUGCCGGUCGCAUUCACCUCUUGCCAGAUCUCUUACAGCAAAGCCAUUCCUCCUCCACUUCCUCCACCUCCUCCUCCCCAUCCUCCAGCCAGCCGACACCCACCAUGUCCCCACAGACACCCCAGGACAAGCUCACUGCUAAUGAGACUCAGUCCGCUAGUAGCACACUCCAGAAACACAAAUCUUCCUCCUCCUUUACACCUUUUAUAGACCCCAGAUUACUACAAAUUUCUCCAUCUAGUGGAACAACAGUGACUUCUGUGGUGGGGUUUUCCUGUGAUGGAAUGAGACCAGAAGCCAUAAGGCAAGAUCCUACUCGGAAAGGCUCAGUGGUCAAUGUGAACCCCACCAACACGAGGCCACAGAGUGACACCCCAGAGAUUCGUAAAUACAAGAAGAGGUUUAACUCUGAGAUUCUGUGUGCUGCCUUAUGGGGAGUGAAUUUGCUAGUUGGUACAGAGAGCGGCCUGAUGCUGCUGGACAGGAGCGGCCAAGGGAAGGUGUACCCUCUGAUCAGCCGGAGACGGUUUCAGCAGAUGGAUGUACUCGAGGGCUUGAACGUCUUGGUGACAAUAUCUGGCAAAAAGGAUAAGCUACGUGUCUACUAUUUGUCCUGGUUAAGAAAUAAAAUACUUCACAAUGAUCCAGAAGUAGAGAAGAAGCAGGGAUGGACAACCGUCGGGGAUUUGGAAGGAUGUGUACACUAUAAAGUUGUAAAAUAUGAAAGAAUCAAAUUUCUGGUAAUUGCUUUGAAGAGUUCUGUGGAAGUCUAUGCGUGGGCACCCAAGCCAUAUCACAAAUUUAUGGCCUUUAAGUCAUUUGGAGAAUUGGUACAUAAGCCAUUACUGGUGGAUCUCACUGUUGAGGAAGGCCAAAGGUUGAAAGUGAUCUAUGGAUCCUGUGCUGGAUUCCAUGCUGUUGACGUGGAUUCAGGAUCCGUCUAUGACAUUUAUCUACCAACACACGUAAGAAAGAACCCACACUCUAUGAUCCAAUGUAGCAUCAAACCCCAUGCAAUCAUCAUCCUUCCCAACACAGAUGGGAUGGAGCUUCUAGUGUGCUAUGAAGAUGAAGGGGUUUACGUGAACACGUACGGAAGGAUCACCAAGGAUGUGGUGCUACAGUGGGGAGAGAUGCCCACCUCUGUAGCAUAUAUUCGAUCCAAUCAGACAAUGGGCUGGGGAGAGAAGGCCAUAGAGAUCCGAUCUGUGGAGACUGGUCACUUGGACGGUGUGUUCAUGCACAAAAGGGCUCAAAGACUGAAAUUCCUGUGUGAACGCAACGAUAAGGUAUUCUUCGCCUCUGUUCGGUCUGGUGGCAGCAGUCAGGUUUAUUUCAUGACCCUAGGCAGGACUUCUCUUCUGAGCUGGUAGAAGCAGUGUGAUGCGGACAUUGUUGGCCUUCAGAGUCUUCAAGAUCCUGAGAACUUGGAAUUCCUUGCAACUGGAGCUCAGAGCUGCACCAGGGCAACCAGAACAGCAGUUGUGUGCAGACCUCAUGCGUUGGGUUCUCUGUCUCCCUUCCUUCCUGCUCCCGUUUACCAGUUUAUCUCCAUUCUUUUUUUCUUUACUCAAAAAUAAAUCAAGGCUGCAAUGCAGCUGGUGCUGUUCCGAUCCUAC